Molecule: messenger RNA, 2185 nt
Organism: Acomys russatus (golden spiny mouse)
Lineage: Eukaryota; Metazoa; Chordata; Mammalia; Rodentia; Muridae
Gene: Mtrr
Product: 5-methyltetrahydrofolate-homocysteine methyltransferase reductase
Exons: 14
Coding region: 46-2139 (697 amino acids)
Biological process (GO): homocysteine metabolic process
Cellular component (GO): cytosol
Molecular function (GO): flavin adenine dinucleotide binding; [methionine synthase] reductase (NADPH) activity; FMN binding
Source: RefSeq, a predicted model, not a curated record
GAUUUUUAGUCUCGCUGCUAGAGUUACAGCCGAUGAUCUGGGGUGAUGAGGAGGUUUUUGUUACUGUAUGCUACACAGCGAGGACAGGCAAAGGCCAUAGCAGAAGAAAUAUGUGAGCAGGCUGUGUCACGCGGCUUUUCUGCAGAUCUCCACUGUAUUAGUGAGGCGGAAAAGUAUGAUCUGAAAACUGAGACUGCUCCUCUGGUAGUGGUUGUGUCCACCACAGGGACUGGAGAUCCGCCUGACACAGCCCGCAAGUUUGUUAAAGAAAUCCAUGACAAGACACUACCCGCAGACUUCUUUGCUCACCUGCGAUAUGGGUUACUGGGUUUGGGUGACUCAGAGUACACAGACUUCUGCAAUGGAGGGAAAAUAAUUGACAAACGACUUCAGGAGCUUGGAGCCCAGCAUUUCUAUGACACUGGACACGCUGAUGACUGCGUAGGUUUAGAGCUCGUGGUGGAGCCGUGGAUUGCUGGACUGUGGGCUGCGCUCACAAAGCACUUUAAGUCACUCGGAGGACAAGAAGAGAUGAGUGACACACUGCCACCGACAUCAGAUGACCUUUUGAGCACUGCUGUGAAGCCAGAGCUGUCACACAUCCAGUCACAAGUAGAGCUUCUGAGGUUAGAGGACUUGGGAAAAAAGAAUUCUGAGCUUUGGGAACAACAAAAUGAAACAAGCAGGAGUCCGCCAAGUCUGAUCGAACACUUUGAAUCCUCGCUUGUCCACUCAGUUCCCCCACUGUCACAAGCCUCUCUGAGUAUUCCUGCUUUGCCCCCAGAGUAUUUGGAGGUCCAUCUUCAGGAGUCUUUUGGCCAGGAGGAAAGGGAGGGAUCUGUGACCUCAGUGGAUCCAAUUUUUCAAGUUCCAAUUUCAAAAGCUGUUCAGCUGACUACAAAUGAUGCCGUAAAGACCACUCUGCUGCUGGAGUUGGACAUUUCGAAAAUAGAGUUUUCCUACCAGCCUGGAGAUUCCUUCAAUGUGAUCUGUCCAAACAGUGAUUCUGAAGUAGAGAACCUGCUCCAAAGGCUGCACCUGGCAGAUAAACGAGCACACCGGGUCCUCUUGAAAAUCAAGACAGACACUAAGAAGAAAGGAGCUGCCGUGCCACAGCAUGUACCUGAGGGACGGUCUCUGCAGUUCAUCCUCACCUGGUGUCUUGAAAUCCGAGCAGUUCCUAAAAAGGCAUUUUUGCGUGCCCUUGUGGAAUGUACCAGUAGUACUCCUGAAAAGCGGAGGCUACAAGAGCUGUGCAGUAAACAGGGGGCUGCUGAUUACAACCACUUAGUCCGAGAUGCCCAUGUCUGCCUGCUAGACCUCCUCCUCGCCUUCCCGUCCUGCCAGCCUCCACUCAGCCUCCUGCUCGAGCACCUUCCUAAACUCCAACCUCGACCAUACUCAUGUGCAAGCUCCAGCUUGCUCCAUCCAGACAGACUUCAUUUCGUAUUUAACAUCGUAGAGUUCCCGUCCAACCCCACAGCAGCCGUGCUGCGGAAGGGGGUGUGCACAGGCUGGCUGGCCGCGCUGGCUGCUCCACUUCUUCAGCCAAGCACAGAAGCUCCGCGUGCAGACAGUGGUGCUGCCCUGGCUCCUAAGAUACUGAUCUCUCGUCGAGCAACAAGUUCUUUCCACUUACCAGAUGAUCCCUCAGCCCCCAUCAUCAUGGUGGGUCCAGGAACUGGCGUAGCCCCCUUUGUUGGCUUCCUCCAGCACAGAGAGAAACUCCAAGAACAACACCCAGAUGGAAAUUUCGGAGCAAUGUGGCUGUUUUUUGGCUGCAGACAUAAGGACAGAGACUAUUUGUUCAGGGAGGAGCUCAGGCAUUUCCUCAAGACUGGGGUCCUGACUCACCUGAAGGUCUCCUUCUCAAGAGAUGCCGCACCCGAGCAGGAGGAGGCCCCAGCCAAGUAUGUGCAGGACAACCUCCAGCAUCACAGCCAGCAGGUGGCCAGGAUCCUCCUGCAGGAGAAGGGCUACAUUUAUGUGUGUGGAGAUGCCAAGAAUAUGGCUAAGGACGUGAAUGACGCCCUUGUAGAACUCAUAAGCAAAGAAACUGGAGCCGACAAGCUGGAAGCAAUGAGAACACUGGCAACACUGAAGCAAGAGAAACGAUAUCUGCAGGAUAUUUGGUCAUAAAGCUGGGAGGGAGAUACUGAAGGAUUUUAUUUUUGUUUUUCUUUUU